AUGCGCCAGACUAGUUAAAAGGAAAACAGCAGUAUAGCUAGUAAUGGUGGAGUUAAUGGUAACAGAAAAUCAUGCCCAAACUCAAAGUCUUCUAUAUUAUCUGGAGGUUCAAUAUCAAAUGGAAGAUAUUCUUGCAUGAGCGGUGAUUCUUGUACUGAUAAGUCAAGCAGAAGUAGUAGUAACAACUAUAAAGCCGAUAGAUUUAUUCCAUUUAGAGGCACUUAAGACAAUUUCUUUGAAGAGUUUAUUAUGAACAAUGACCCAUUCAACGAGACUAAAAAGAAAAAGAGAUAAGGGUCAAAUAGUCGUUAGUCAAAUUAAAUUAACGGUGUAGCAACUGACAAUACAAACAACAACAGCAAUAUUGUUACCAAUACGAGAUCGACAAACUCUAACAGCAAUAACCAAACCACAUCAAAUACUAUCAUGGCAGACAACAGUAACUACAGCAGCAACAGUUCUAGCUCCCCCGAUGGUAUUCAAUACUCUAGAGGCUCGGGGAACAAAAUUAAGCAAACUUUCCAGGAAUUUAUCACAGAGAGUUUAUUCUCUAACAAUAGAGGGUCACCUAACACUUUAACGAUCAAAGAAGCUCAAGAGGAGGAACAGUUAAGAUCUAAAAUAACUGAUGACAAAGCUCUUGCACUAACCAAAUAGAGAAUUUUAUCCUUCAAAGAAAAGAAGGACAAACCUACCAUGUCACUGUAAAAGAAUCUGUCGCUUAUUAGUUCAAUUGCCCAAGAGAAGACUCAUAAAUAAAAAAAGAGCUUAAGAUAUAUACCUCAAGUACCUGAAAAGAUACUAGACGCUCCCGAUUUGCAAGAUGAUUAUUAUCUCAACUUGCUUGAUUGGAGUCAGGAGAAUAUAUUAGCUGUCUGCCUAGCUCAGACAGUUUACCUAUGGAAUUCGGACAGUGGCGAAAUUAAGCAGCUGUUUGACACUGAGAAUGAUGAUGAUAUAGUUACAUCAGUUUCGUGGAUGAAAGGAUCAGGAUCGGUUAUCGCAAUUGGAACUCAAAGUAAAUAAAUUCAUCUUUGGGACACAAAUAAAUUUGAAAGAAUAAGAACGUUUGAAGGGUAGCAUACCGAGAGAGUCAGCUCCCUCUCUUGGAAUCCUCUUCACACUUCUCUACUAUCAAGUGGCUCUCUAGACUCUUUCAUUCACAAUAAUGAUGUCAGAGUCCCCAUCUAAUAAAGCAUGAUAUGCACCUAUAAAGCUCAUAGAUAAGAAGUCUGUGGACUAAAAUGGAGCCCAGAUGGACAAUAACUAGCAAGUGGUGGAAACGAUAACUUGUUAUGCAUUUGGGACAUUAACAAUAGAAUGAGAGGUAUUCCAUAAAUGAGCCAUAUAUCUCAUUCACCUAGUGUGUAUGGCCCACGAUAUUGCUUUACAGAUCAUAAAGCUGCUGUCAAAGCAUUGUCUUGGUGCCCAUGGUAAAAAAAUCUAUUGGCCUCAGGUGGUGGUUCAAGAGAUCAGUGUAUCAAGUUCUGGAACACUGAUAAGGGAAGCUUAAUAAAUUCAGUACAAACAGAUUCUCAAGUCUGCGCCCUUCAAUGGAAUCCUUAUGAGAAAGAAAUUCUUUCCUCACAUGGAUUCAUCAAUAAUCAGCUGUCUAUUUGGAAAUACCCAAAUAUGAAGAAAGUGGCAGAUUUGAGAGGUCACACAAGCAGGGUAUUACAUCUUGCUCUCAGCCCAGAUGGAACAACAGUAGCUAGUGCGGCUGCAGACGAAACCUUGAGGUUUUGGAAAGUCUUUUAGCCCUCAUCCUCUACUGGUGUUCUUCCAAUGAGCAAGUCAUCAUUAGGUUUCACAAAUAAAUGCCCAAGCACAGACCUGCUAAUGGCAGACUCUAACAAAUUCUUUCAGACUCCAUCUGUUUUUGCAACUGCUUUACGUUGA
Stylonychia lemnae is the source of this 1899-nucleotide messenger RNA. The record is from the annotation of a GenBank genome assembly. Lineage: Eukaryota; Ciliophora; Spirotrichea; Sporadotrichida; Oxytrichidae.